AUGCCAAAACGGACGUGUUUAGACAAACGUGAAUUAGUUUUGAAGCUACACAAUGAAGAAUUUGGAAGUAAUCAAUUUGUACCAUAUACUGUUAUGCAGCAUGGCAUAUGGAUAUUUGAAACUCUUAUGAAAAAUGGCUCUUCAUGUUGGGGAAAUAGGCGUUGGUUACUUUCUGAAAUUGACUUGCAAGACAGUAAUUGGAUUCAAUCAGGCGGAGAAGGAGGAGGAGGUGGAGAAGGGAGGAGAAGAAGGGGGAGGAGGAGGAGAAGGAGGAGAAGGAGGAGAAGGAGGAGGAGGUGGAGAAGGGAGGAGAAGGAGGAGGAGGAGAAGGAGAAGGAGGAGAAGGAGGAGGAGGAGAAGGAGGAGAAGGAGGAGGAGAAGGAGGAGAAGGAGGAGGAGGUGGAGAAGGGAGGAGAAGAAGGGGGAGGAGGAGGAGAAGGAGGAGGAGAAGGAGGAGGAGGAGGAGAAGGAGGAGGAGAAGGAGGAGAAAGAAGGGGAGAGGAGGAAAAAGAGAAGGAGAGGGAAGGGAAGGAGGAGAAGGAGGAGAGAAGGAGGAGAAGGAGGAGGGGUGGAGAGAGAGAAGGAGGGAGAAGAGGGAGGAGGAGAAGGGAGGACGAAGGAGGAGGAGAAGGAGGAGGAGGAGGAGGAAGAGGAGGAGAAGGAGGAGAGGUGGAGAAGGGAGGAGAAGGAAGGGAGGAGGAAGGAGAGAGGAGAGGAGGAGAAGGAGGAGGAGGGAGAGAGGAGAGAAGGGAGGAGGAGGAGAGUGGAGAAGAGGUGGAGGAAGGGAGAGGAAGAGAAGGGAGGAAGGAGAGAGGAAGGAGGAGAAGGAGGAGGAGGAGGCAGGAGUGGAGGAGAGGGAGGAGAAGGAGGAGGAGGUGGAGAAGGGAGGAGAAGAGGGGGAGGAGAGGAGAAGGAGAAGGGAGGAAGGGGCAGGUAUUAGGAGAGGAGGAGGAGGGAGAGACGGAGUGGAGAGGAGGAGAGAAAGAGGGGAGGAGAAAGAGAGGCGGAGGAUGGGGGAGGAGGGAGGAGGAAGGAGAAGGAGGAGGAGAGAAGAGGAGGAGAGGAGAAGGAGGAGGAGUGAGAGAGGAGGAGAAGGAAGGGAGGAGAAAGAGAGGAGGAGGAGAAGGAGGAGGGAAGGGAGGAGGGAAGGAGACAGGAGAAAGGAGAAGGAGGAGGAGGAGGAGGAGAAGGAGUGGAGAAGGGAGGGAGAGGGGGGAGGGAGGAGGUGGAAGAAGGAGGAGAAAAGGAGGAGGGAGGAAGAGGAGGAGGAAGCAGGAUGAGCAGGCGGGAGUAGGAGAAAAAUGGAGGAGGAGGAGAAGGGGGAGGGGAGGGGGAGAAGGAGGAGGAGGAGAAGGAGAGGAGAGAAGGAGGAGGAGGAGUAGAAAGAGUUGA
Gryllus bimaculatus (two-spotted cricket) is the source of this 1392-nucleotide messenger RNA. The record is from the annotation of a GenBank genome assembly. NCBI's taxonomy places the organism in Eukaryota, Metazoa, Arthropoda, Insecta, Orthoptera, Gryllidae.